Molecule: messenger RNA, 2815 nt
Organism: Belonocnema kinseyi
Lineage: Eukaryota; Metazoa; Arthropoda; Insecta; Hymenoptera; Cynipidae
Product: BTB/POZ domain-containing protein KCTD3
Exons: 10
Coding region: 154-2328 (724 amino acids)
Biological process (GO): protein homooligomerization
Molecular function (GO): protein binding
Source: RefSeq, a predicted model, not a curated record
UAGUGGGAAAACUGAAACCUUAGUACAAGACAAUAUGUCGUCUACUCCGUUUCGUUGUUAUGCUUGCUAUUGGAGAUUUGUUUUUUAGUAGUUAAACCUUUUUCAGAAUAAAAUGUUUAUUACAAAUAUAGUGUACGUGACCGUUUUUUAACAAUGGCAGUUUCUCAAGCCCUCAACAUGUGUGAUAUCGUCCAUCUGAACGUAGGUGGGACAAGAUUCUCGACAUCUCGCCAGACUCUUUCAUGGAUUCCAGAUUCAUUUUUUACCGCUUUAUUAAGCAAUCGGAUCGCAAGUCGUCGAGACGAAAAAGGCGCUCUGUUUAUAGACAGAGAUCCAAAAGUGUUUUCGAUUAUUCUCAAUUAUCUUCGGACGAGAGAUAUAGAUUUGAAAAAUGUGGAUAUUCGAGCCUUGAGACAUGAAGCUGAAUAUUAUGGAAUCACUCCUCUUGUCAAGAGAUUAAUGCUUUGUGAGGAUUUGUCCCAGUCCUCUUGUGGCGAUGUAUUAUUUUACGGAUACUUACCACCUCCAAAUGUCCCACUUCAAGAACCCACAAGCAUUUCCGGUAGCAUAAAUGAUGUUUCUGUUCAUGGAAGACCUGCAGGAGCUCCAGCAGCACCUAGACCUGAAAAUCCUGCAGGUGGUGCAGCUGCAGCUGCAGCAGCUCCACAAUCUUCAGGAACAUCCCCGAAUUCUUCUAAUCAGCCCAGCAACUCUAACAGUCAGUCUCAAUCAGAAGAUCAGCAAAAUCAGAGAGCAUCGCUACCAACCCACGCAAGAAAUUCUUCCCUGGAUUAUCGAGUUUCCCGAGGACUUCCUCAUUCCCGAACUCCUUCUCUUGAUCUUCGACAUGCUCGAAAUAGUUCCGCAGAUUUGAAUAAAAUCUUUAAAAACGACAUCAGUCUCGUCUUUGGACCACAGCAAGUUUCAGGAUGGGUCGACCCACUUCGAGUCCAAAUAAUCAAAGCUCAUCACAAUUGGAUCGUGAUAGCCUAUGCCCAUUUUAUCACCUGUUAUCGCCUCAAAGAUUCGUCAGGAUGGCAGCACGCCUUCACGAGUCCUCAUAUCGAAUAUAUUAUCGAACGGGUAGCAAUAAACGCGAAAAUUAGCGGAGCUGAUGGGAAAAUGGUUGCCAUUUCUUUUGGAAGUCAAGUGAGACUUUGGAGUGUUUCGGAAGAGGGGAUCAAAACGAACGUCGGAACUUUUAAUCUCAAUGUGCGCGUUGAAUAUCUUUUUUUUAUUGGCAGCCAAUUAGUGGCUCUGUCACCUACUGGCAAAAUUGGCGUUUGGCAUGCGAUGACACAUCAUUGGCAGAUUCAAGACGUCGUCCCGAUUUCAUCGUUUGAUACUGCCGGAUCUUUCCUGCUCUUGGGCUGCAAUAAUGGAUCCAUUUAUUAUAUUGACAUGCAAAAAUUCCCGUUGAGAAUGAAGGACAACGAUUUGCUGGUUACUGAAUUAUACAGAGAUCCGAGUCAUGAUCCGAUCACUGCUAUUUCUGUUUAUCUCACGCCGAAGACGAGUCUCUGCGGGAAUUGGAUUGAAAUCGCUUAUGGAACAAAAUCCGGAAGUGUAAGGGUGAUUGUCCAACAUCCAGAAACUGUGGGCCAUGGUCCACAACUUUUUCAAACUUUUACGGUUCAUCAGAGCAGUGUCACGAAGGUGACCCUUUCAGAAAAGUACCUAGUGUCCGUUUGCUCAGAAUACAAUCACGUUCGAAGCUGGGCAGUAACAAGAUUUCGAGGUAUGAUUUCCACUCAACCUGGUUCGAUGCCCGAGGCAAGUUUCAAAAUCGUCUCCUUGGAUGCCAUCGAUCCUUGCAUUAGUUACAACGCUGGCAACGAUUUUGGUCCCUUUGGUGAGCAAGACGACGAGCAGGUUUUCGUCCAGAAAGUCGUUCCCGAAACCGAUCAAUUAUUUGUAAGAUUGGCAUCGAAUGGAAAAAGAGUCUGCGUUAUACAAUCCGUAGAUGGAAGUGUGAUAACUUCCUUCUGUGUCCACGAAUGCGAAGGUUCGAGUCGAAUGGGUUCGAGACCGAGGCGGUUUAUUUUUACUGGUCAUUCCAGCGGUGCAAUUCAAAUGUGGGAUCUCACCACGGCCCUCGAUCCUUCAUUCAGUCUGGUUCCAGAUAAGGAAUUUUCGGGUGGACCAACGCCAGAAGAAUUGUGGAAACUUUUAGACCAGUGUGAUCUAAGCAACAGCUAUUGUUCCACACCUUGCAUAAGUCCUUGUCCCUCAAUGACAGCAACUGGUCCCAGAAUCAAGGCAAGCAACGUCCUAUUCCUCAAUCAAUCUCAAAAUGCGGAGCCAGCUCCUGGUCCGAGCCAAACUUAAGACUUCAAAACUCGACAGUUUCUUUAUUAUAAUCAUUUUUAUUAUUUUUAUUAUUUUUAUUAUUGAAUGCUCUCUGCAUUUAUUUAAUCUUGCAUUUAUUUUUCUAGCGAUAGUUUUCUACCAAUAUUGCCUAGCGUUCUAAAGAGUUUAAGUGCUCGGAGAAAUUAUCACGAGCAUGAUAAUAUACUCGAGAAUAUGCUCAAACUUUAUGUGCUUUAGGAAUUUUGUGAGCAUUUAUAAGCAUUUUAAAUUGCGAUUGAAAAAAUCGUAUUUACUAUUUUUGUUGAUAAUAGUUACAUUAUUUGAAUUUCGCGGGAAAAUGUCUCGCUUCAAGUUGGAAAGGGCGCUUAAUUUAAAUGGUAAAAAAAGGCAAAGUAUGUAUAAAACCAACCAUAUACCAACAAAGAAAAUAUUAAUAAUAUUAAUGGCAAAAAAAUUGGUUUCUAAAUACAUUUUGAACACUUUUUAAUUGAGUUUUCAAAUAAAA